AAAAUCGACGACGGAAAAAAAAAAAAGGAGAGAUUUUUAUUUUCCGAUAUCUUUCUCCACUUUUCCGAUCCUUCUUGAGCUUCUGAGAGUAACCUAUUACUAUUGAGCACGUCCUGUUUCGCGUGGCUGCCUAUCGCGAAUCUGAGUGCUCUCUAAGGUCAGGUCAUUCAACCAUUUACGGCUGCAAUCUCUAUCAGUGUUGAGUUCACUGAAGGGUUCUUGCUUUGUACGUGGAGUUGAUCGUAUACUAUCUGCAAAUGUCAAGCUUACUUAAUUCAUCAGUAAACGGAUCGGCCUCGAGUUUAUCUGACGGCUCAGGGAGAGCGUUUGCUUCUUCUUUCUCUGGUUUAUCUGGGGCAGCUUCUCCUGUUUUCCAUCAUUCCGGUUCUGUUCAGGGCCUUCAUAGUAUUCAUGGAAGCUUUAAUGUUUCCAACUCUGGUCUAAAUGGUCUUGCUUCUGCUGGAGUCCAACAACAAAACGGAAGAUUUGCAUCCAGCAAUCUUUCGGUUGGGCUCUCUCAGAUAUCUUAUGGUAGUUCUCAUGGACUCACUAAUAGAGGAGGAGGAUUGGGAGUUUCUCCAAUUUUGGGAAAUGCCGGCUCUCGGAUACAGAGCUCUAUGGGGAAUAUGGUUGGUGGAGGCUCAAUGGGCAGGACUUUGAGCUCUGGUGGAGGAUUAUCUAUCCCGAGUCUUGGUUCUAGGCUAAACAACGGAUCUGGAAAUAUCGGACAAAUGAUGAGUGGUGUCCUUCCACAAGGAUCUCCGCAGGCUUUUUCUAUGCUUGGAAAUUGCUACCCUGCAGCUGGGGGACUUUCCCAAAAUCAUGUUCAAGCAAUGAACGGUCUAAGCUCCAUGAGCUUGCUGAAUCAGAUGAACUCCUCCAACGACAUUUCUCCAUUCGAUAUAAAUAAUGAUUUUCCUCAGCUCACAAGCCGUCCCACUUCUGCUCAAGGACAAUUGGGAGCUCGAUUGCAACAAGGCCUUGGACUCAGCCCCAUAGUUCAGCAAAACCAAGAGUUCAGUAUUCAAAAUGAAGAUUUUCCUGCAUUGCCUGGUUACAAAGGUAGCAGUGCUGAUUAUCCAAUGGAUUUGCAUCAUAAAGAACAACUCCAUGAGAAUUCUAUUUUAAUGAUGCAAUCUCAACAGUUAUCUAUGGGAAGGUCUGGUGGGUUCAACUUAGGUGGAGCAUAUACGUCACACCGUCCUCAACAACAACAACAUGCUCAAGCUGUGAGUAGUAGUGGAGUCUCCUUAAAUGUGUCUGACAUCUUCUCAUCCUCGCAUCCGUCUUACCACUCUCAGACUGGUGUACCUCCGGGUAUAGGAUUAAGACCUAUGAACUCUGCAAAUUCUGUCAUUGGGAUGGGUUAUGACCAGCCCCUCCAGCAAUAUCAGCACCAUCAGAACACGUCGUCCCAGUAUCGCUUGCAUCAGAUGUCAGCUAUUGGCCAACCUUUCAGAGACGUGGGAUUAAAACCAAUGCAAGUGACACAGUCAAAUCCUGAUCGUUUUAGCUUGCUCGGUUUGCUUAGUGUGAUAAAGAUGAGCGACCCUGACUUGACUUCUUUGGCACUUGGGAUUGAUCUGACGUCACUUGGGUUAAACUUAAACUCAACAGAAAAUCUUCAUAAGACUUUCGCCUCGCCUUGGUCUAACGAGCCCUCUAAAGAUGAUCCUGAGUUCAGUGUACCGCAGUGUUACUACGCUAAAGACUCUCCGCCUCUACAUCAAGGGCUCUUUGCAAAGUUAUUGUUAGAAACAUUGUUCUACGUAUUCUAUAGCAUGCCGAGAGAUGAAGCGCAGUUAUACGCAACAAAUGAACUUUACCACAGAGGUUGGUUCUACCACAAAGAACACAAGUUGUGGUUCAUUAGAAUCGGAGAACCUCUCGUGAAAACGAAUACGUAUGAAAGAGGUUCAUAUCACUGUUUUGAUCCAAUCUCAUUUGAGAUCGUUCAAAAGGAAAAUUCUGUUCUCUACUACGAGAUGCUGGAAAAGAGACCGUCCCUAUCUCAACAUUGAGUGUAAACUAUCCGUUAUAUUCAGUAUUUAUAAUGUAAUUUUCCUACCAAAGUAUCAAUCGGUUUAGGAAAUCAAUAGAACAGUAACCAGUUUCCAGCAUAUGUAGCUGAAACUUCUUCAAGCUUAUAUAUUAAAAAUCAAUAGACAUCUCUUCU
Messenger RNA from Brassica oleracea var. oleracea, 2176 nucleotides. RefSeq names its product probable NOT transcription complex subunit VIP2. NCBI's taxonomy places the organism in Eukaryota, Viridiplantae, Streptophyta, Magnoliopsida, Brassicales, Brassicaceae. Gene Ontology annotation, biological process: nuclear-transcribed mRNA poly(A) tail shortening; regulation of DNA-templated transcription. The transcript is spliced from 15 exons. The record is from RefSeq and is a predicted model, not a curated record. Bases 258 to 2021 code for a protein of 587 amino acids. Gene Ontology annotation, cellular component: CCR4-NOT core complex; P-body.